UUUUUUUUCCUUCAGGUUUUACUGUCUCUACAUGUAAUAACCCGAGGCCCCCCUCUUGGCCUUCUUCGUUGUCACGAUCAUCAAAAACCAUAAACGAAAAUAAAGAGAGAAAGGGAUCGAGAGGUAUAACAAUGGAGAAUCAAGGGGAGGAGAUGAAAGAAGAAGAGGUGUCGGACGAAGAGCAGGAGGAAUGGGAUGGUGUGACCAGCUUGAUGCCUGAAAGGGUGGCUGCAGCCAAGCAGUUCAUUGAAAGCCACUAUAAAGCCCAUAUGAAACAUAUCCAAGAUCGCGAAGAAAGGCGUUUGAUUUUGAAAAUGCAGUUGGCAUCUUCAGAUGUUCCACAAGAGGAGCAAAUAUUUCUGCUAAAGGAGUUGAAGCGCAAAGAAUCAUACUAUAUGCGGCUUAAAAUGCACAAGAUUUGUGUUGAUGAUUUUCAUCUUUUAACCAUUAUCGGAAGAGGAGCAUUUGGAGAGGUUAGAACUACAAACAGUUUUCAUAGCGUUCAUAGAAUAUCCUUUCUGUCUUUGUCCCUCUUUUACUGCAAGAACCAUCAAGUUGAACAUGUGAGAGCUGAGAGGAAUUUGAUUGCGGAAGUUGCCAGUCACUUCAUUGUGAAACUCUAUUAUUCAUUUCAAGAUGCUGAGUAUCUAUAUCUAAUCAUGGAGUAUCUGCCUGGUGGUGACAUGAUGACUUUGCUAAUGAGAGAAGACACUCUAACUGAGACAGUGGCUAGAUUUUACAUUGCACAAAGUGUUCUUGCCAUUGAAUCUAUUCAUAAGCAUAAUUACAUUCACAGAGACCUCAAACCUGAUAAUCUUCUGUUGGACAAAAAUGGUCAUUUGAAGCUGUCGGAUUUUGGUCUUUGCAAUCCUCUAGACUGUAGAAAUUUAUCGUCUAUAAAUGAAACUGAAACUCUUGAUGACGAGAAUUUAAAUGAAUCAAUGGAUUUUGAUUCUGGUAAAGGAAGGCGCUGGAAAAAUCCCCUAGAACAAUUGCAGCACUGGCAGCUUAAUAGAAGGAAAUUGGCAUUUUCAACGGUUGGAACCCCAGAUUAUAUUGCCCCUGAAGUACUGCUGAAGAAAGGAUAUGGCAUGGAGUGCGACUGGUGGUCACUUGGUGCUAUCAUGUAUGAAAUGCUUGUUGGUUAUCCUCCAUUUUACUCCGAUGAUCCAGUGACGACAUGCAGAAAGAUUGUGCACUGGAAAAAUCAUUUGAAAUUUCCAGAAGAAACAAGGCUGACACCCGAAGCAAAGGAUUUGAUAUGUAAAUUGCUUUGUGAUGUUGACCAUAGGCUUGGUACCUUGGGAGCAGAUCAAAUUAUAGCCCAUCCUUGGUUCAAAGAUAAUGGGACAAACUCUAUGAAAUGGACGCGGCAUUUAAACCACAUGUUGAGGGAGAGCUUGAUUCUCAGAAUUUUAUGAAAUUUGAUGAGGUGGACAUUCCAAGAACAGGAUCUGGGCCAUUAAAGAAGGCA
Hibiscus syriacus is the source of this 1474-nucleotide messenger RNA. RefSeq names its product serine/threonine-protein kinase CBK1-like. The record is from RefSeq and is a predicted model, not a curated record. Gene Ontology annotation, molecular function: ATP binding; protein serine/threonine kinase activity. The transcript is spliced from 10 exons. The coding region runs from base 132 to 1421 and encodes 429 amino acids. NCBI's taxonomy places the organism in Eukaryota, Viridiplantae, Streptophyta, Magnoliopsida, Malvales, Malvaceae. Gene Ontology annotation, biological process: peptidyl-serine phosphorylation; intracellular signal transduction.